UGUCGUCAGAGGAGGGGGCGUACUGUAGUAGUUUCUGGCAGUGUGUGCGUCACUCCUCAGAGCGGAUAGUCUCGUCCCGCCCCGGGCAGCGGCUGCUGGUCUCCGGCCGGGAUAUUCCCGUCUACCCCGAGAGGCCGACAUGGACUUCGUGAACGUCCUGAAGGUGGCGGCUUCUAAGAAGAGUAAUGACGGCGUGGCGAAAAGAUACAGCUUGGCUGUCGGACCCCCCAAGAAAGAUCCCAAAGUUAAAGGGGUGCAGUCGGCUGCCGUCCAGGCUUUUCUCCGACGCAAGGAAGAGGAGAUACGUCAGAAAGAACUGGAAGAGAAGAAGAAAAAGGAGGCCCUGUUGGAGAAACGUAAAGAACUGAAACAUGACAAGAAAGCGAGGGCGAUGGCUUCCAGGACAAAGGACAACUUCAGGGGCUACAAUGGGAUCCCGGUGGAAGAAAAACCCAAGAAGCGAUCUAGUGUGGACCAAAAUAGCAACAUCGAGAACAACGAGUACCUGACAGAAGAAGAAAUGUACGAGUAUUCCCAGAGCGAGUCCGAGCAGGAGGAGGAACCGGAGCCGCCUCCACCACCAGCAAAAAAACUAAAGCUUUCCAAUGUGAAGAGGCCUCCACCACCACCAGCCAUGAACUUCGAAGAGCUGCUGCGGCUCGCUGCAAAAAAGCAACAUGAGCCAGUGGAAAUCGUAAAACCUGUGAAAAUGAACGACGAGCGACCAAGAACCGCGGAGGAACUCCGAGAAAUUGAGUUCUUGGAGCGGAAAAACCACAAACCUUCAAAAAGCAAUGGCCAAAUUGUAAAAGUUAGCAAAAGCUCCUCAGAUAAGCCAGAUAAACAUUCCUCCUCCAAGGGAAGUCAUUCCGAAAACCAGAAGCAGAAGAGCAGCAGCUCCUCAAAAAGUGGUCACCACGACAAAGCUCGGAGUGGAGAAAAUGAGACGGUAAAAAAAACUUCUGAGGUGAAGCACAAACCCGAGAAACACUCGUCGUCCUCUCAUAGUAAAAGCUCUAAGGUGCCUUCAAGUGGAAAUCCCAAACCUUCAUCCAGCAGAGAACCUGGUGCUAAACAGUCUUCAUCUUCCAGACCAGAUAUGAACGUGAGUGUGAACGGAAAACUUCAGGGUAGUUCCCGACCAAGCGGCACAAGCUCAAGUUCUAUGAAAUCUGGAAAACCAUUGGUAAACACUGGGGAAAGUUCCAUGCGGCCGUCUGGUGGAUCUACCUCUUCGAGGCCAUCUGGUGGAUCAAGUUCUUCACAACCGUUUGGUGGGUCAAGCUCUUCGCGGCCGUCUGGUGGAUCUAGUUCUUCACAGCCGUCUGGUGGAUCAACAUCUUCGCGGCCGUCUGGGGGAUCAACCUCAUCGAGGCCAUCUGGUGGAUCUAGCUCUUCGCGGCCAUCUGGUGGAUCAAGCUCUUCGCGGCCGUCUGGUGGAUCAAGCUCUUCGAGACCAUCUGGUGGAUCUACUUCUUCAAUGCCAUCUGGUGGAUCUAGCUCUUCACGGCCUUCUGGAUCCUCUAGUUCUGUACGCGCAUCAGGUGCAGCUGUUACACCUUCCCCCCGACCAACAAGUAGUUCCAUUUCCUCUAAACCUUCCAGUAGCUCCAGUUCUGUUCGCCCCUCUAGUUCAGCGCGGCCCACAAGUGGGUCUGGAUCGGUCAAACCUCAAAGCAGCUCUAGCUCAUCUCGUCCCAGCAGCAGCUCAGGUUCUGCACGUCCAUCCGGUAUGUCUGGAUCUAGUCGACCGUCUGCUGGAAAUCCCUUAACCAAUAGUAAACCUAAAAGCGCCCCAUCAGGCAAAGAAGGGUCUUCAGUGCGACCAAAUGGAGGACCCACUUUGAGUUCUUCUAAACUUGCAGCUAAUUCUGGCCCUGGAAGGCCAGGCAGUCAUCCAUCGAUGGCACCCGGGUCAAAGCCCAAAUGUACUGUGGUAGCUGAAACCAUUUCAUCCAAAAACUUUGUUCCUAAAUCUAGUAAUGGACCAGUAAAUGGGGUGAGACCUGGACAAGUAAAUGGUGUUCGACCUGGACCCACAAAUGCAAUGAGACCGGGACAACCUAAUGGAAUGAGACCGGGACCUGUAAAUGGAAUGAGACCGGGGCAAGCGAAUGGAAUGAGACCUGGACCACCACCAGGACACAGACCAAUGGCUCGCCCACCAGUUCCCAAUCUGCCGCCCAUAACCAGCUCCUACAAACGAAGAAUCGACGACGAGGAGGAUGAGUACGACUCCGAAAUGGAAGACUUCAUCGAUGACGGAGGGGAAUCUCAGGACGAGAUUUCACAGCACAUCCGAGAAAUAUUCGGCUACGACAGAACAAGGUACAAGGACGAGAGCGACUACGCCUUGCGAUACAUGGAGAGCUCCUUCCGAGAACAGCAAAAAGAGGAGGCGAGAAGCCUACGGUUAGGCAUACAGGAAGACCUGGAGGAGCUGAGGCGUGAAGAGGAGGAACUAAAGAGAAAAACUAAACCCACUAAAAAGCUAAAACAGCGAUAGCACCUGCCAAACCCAGCACAGACAUUUUCACAUCAUGG
Messenger RNA from Hyla sarda, 2544 nucleotides. It is a transcript of the gene SPTY2D1, whose product is annotated as SPT2 chromatin protein domain containing 1. The record is from RefSeq and is a predicted model, not a curated record. NCBI's taxonomy places the organism in Eukaryota, Metazoa, Chordata, Amphibia, Anura, Hylidae. The transcript has 6 exons. Gene Ontology annotation, biological process: regulation of DNA-templated transcription; nucleosome assembly. Gene Ontology annotation, cellular component: nucleolus. Gene Ontology annotation, molecular function: DNA binding; histone binding. Bases 140 to 2506 code for a protein of 788 amino acids.